UCACCCCCCCCCCCCCCCGGCUUCCCGCUCUUCCAUCUUCUCCGCGAACACGAGCUGCCUUAUACCUCUCGUGCCCUGUGGUCUCCGAUGGAGACGGUGAUGUCACUGGGAAAGGCGGGCACCGGCGGGCGCCGGAGGCCGCGGUACCGUCUCGAGACCAGGGCGCUGUCCUACGUGCUCCCGCCGCGCGCCGGGGCGUCGUCUUUCUUGUGUGGCGGCGGCAAGGUGGUGGAGAGGCUGCUGCUGCGGGGCGUGACGUGCGAGGUGCCGCCCGGGGAGCUGGUGGCCAUCGUCGGGCCGAGCGGGGCGGGCAAGACGACGCUGCUGUCGGUGCUGGCGGGGUCGGCGGACCCGGGGAGGGUGGCGGCAGGGGAGGUGAUGGUGAACGGGUGUCCCAUGGACGCCGCCCGGUUCCGGCGGGUGUCCGGGUACGUGCCGCAGGACGACGCGCUGUUCCCGACGCUCACCGUGGAGGAGUCGCUGGUGUACAGCGCAUGGCUAAGGCUGCGCGGGGGAGGGCGCGGCGCGGCGGAGGCGCGGGCGCGGGAGCUGAUGGUGGAGCUCGGGCUGCAGCACGUCGCAGGGUCCAGGGUUGCGGACGUGUCCGGCGGCGAGCGGCGGCGGGUGUCCAUCGGGGUGGACCUCGUGCACGACCCGGCCGUGCUGCUGCUGGACGAGCCCACGUCCGGGCUCGACUCGGGGUCCGCCCUCCACAUUGUCAAGAUGCUCAGGGACAUGGCCACCGCGCACGGCAAGACCGUCGUGCUCACCAUCCACCAGCCCGGCUUCCGCAUCCUCGAGUUGUUCCACCGCGUCGUCCUCCUCGCCGACGGCGCCGUCCGCCACCACGGCUCCCUCGGCUUCCUCGAGGAACGCCUCGCCGCCUCCGGCCACGCCAUCCCUCCCCACGUCAACGUCCUCGAGUACGCCAUGGAGGCCAUCGACUCCCUCAAGCCCGACGUCGUCGUCACCACAGUCAGCACCACCGCGCUCAUGAACCAAGAAGAGACCGCGCCGGUACCCGCGUCCGUGCGCCGCGCUGAGUACGCGAACUCGUCGGCGGCGGAGGUGCGCAUCCUGGCGGGGCGAUUCGUGAAGACGGUGCUGCGGACGCCGCAGCUGUUCGCGGCGCGGAUGGCGCAGUCGGUGCUGGCCGGCGCGUUCCUCGGCAGCAUCUUCUUGGGCACCACGGACCUGCAGUCCCGGCUGGGCUUCUUCGCUUUCAGCCUUACCUACCUGCUCUCCUCCACCACCGAGGCCCUCCCCGUGUUCCUCCAGGAGCGCCGCAUUCUGGAGCGCGAGACCUCCCGCGGCGCGUACCGCGUGUCCUCCUACGUCGCCUCUAACGCAGCCAUCUUCCUCCCGUUCCUCCUCGCCGCAGCCAUCCUCUACGCGGCGCCCGUGUAUUGGCUCGUGGGCCUGGCGCGCGAGCCCGCCCGCUUCGGCUACUUCGCCCUCGUCGUGUGGCUCGUCAUGCUCACCGCCAACUCCUUCGUGGCCUGCCUCAGCGCGCUGGCGCCCAACUACAUCGUGGGCAACUCCGUCGUGGCGGGGCUCAUCGGCUGCUUCUUCCUCUUCUCCGGCUACUUCGUGGCGAGCAAGAACAUCCCGCGCUACUGGGUGUUCAUGCACUACGCCAGCCUGUUCAAGUACCCGUUCGAGGCCCUGGUCGUCAACGAGUACGGCGGCGCGCGCGGUGCCAGGGAGUGUCUCGCCGAGGCCCCUGGCGGCAGGGGUCUCUGCGUGCUCGACGGCGCGGCGCUGCUGCGGCAGCAGGGGAUGCGGGAGGGCAUGCGGUGGAGCAACCUGGGCGUCAUGCUCGGCUUCGUGGUCGGGUACAGGGUGCUCUGCUUCGCCUUCCUCUGGUACAGGUGCCACCGCAUGAGGAGGUGAUUCCGGUGGCGGCCAUUGGCCAUUGGCAUGCAAGCAACUGCAAAUAGUAAUCGCUCUCUUAAAGUUCAUCUCAUCACCUUCUUCUCCUCCCAUUUUUCUUUUUUGUUGUGAUUUUUCUCCAUGAGGCAUUGUAGUCUUGAUUUCGAUUAGGUUCGAUACGAAUAUAUGUAUAUGUUUGGGGGAGAUAUUGAACGACUUGUAGCAGUCAGUGGAUGAUGUUCUUCUUGUGAAUCAGAAUCAACAGUGGGAUUGAUGCAUGGAUGAUGCUAAUGGAGAAUAAUAAUUUGAGAGACUA
Phragmites australis (common reed) is the source of this 2188-nucleotide messenger RNA. RefSeq names its product ABC transporter G family member 10-like. Bases 88 to 1893 code for a protein of 601 amino acids. Lineage: Eukaryota; Viridiplantae; Streptophyta; Magnoliopsida; Poales; Poaceae. Gene Ontology annotation, molecular function: ATP hydrolysis activity; ATP binding; ABC-type transporter activity. The record is from RefSeq and is a predicted model, not a curated record. The transcript has a single exon. Gene Ontology annotation, cellular component: membrane.